Messenger RNA from Chionomys nivalis (European snow vole), 4298 nucleotides. It is a transcript of the gene Ptpre, whose product is annotated as protein tyrosine phosphatase receptor type E. Gene Ontology annotation, molecular function: protein tyrosine phosphatase activity. The coding region runs from base 260 to 2413 and encodes 717 amino acids. Gene Ontology annotation, biological process: protein dephosphorylation. The transcript is spliced from 20 exons. The record is from RefSeq and is a predicted model, not a curated record. Lineage: Eukaryota; Metazoa; Chordata; Mammalia; Rodentia; Cricetidae.
GCCCCCGCCGUGGAGCAGGAGCCAGAGCCGGAGACCUAGCCCUGCGCUGGAGGCGGCCGGACCCGGCCAGAUUUCCUGCUCCUCUGGAGGACUGCGGGCUGUGGGGCUGCGGGCUGUGGGCUGCUGGCUACGGGAGAACUCGCCAGCGGCGCGGGGACCUCGCUGCCCCCGCGCGUCCGCACGACCCUCCCUCGCACCGGCGGGAACAGCGGGCGCCCAGGAGCCCGGGAGCGGAGCGCAGCGGGCGGGCGCCCGGGAGAUGCGGAGUCGCCGCGGCGGCGCGAUAGGCGCGACAGCACCAGUCCCUGGGAGGUGUGCCAUGGAGCCCUUCUGUCCACUCCUGCUGGGCAGUUUUAGCUUGUCACUCGCCAGAGCUGGCAACGACACCACUCCAACAGAGAGCAAUUGGACCAGCACAACUGUAGGCCCUCCAGACCCUGGUACCUCCCAGCCACUGCUCACCUGGCUGCUGCUGCCUCUGCUCCUCCUCUUGCUCCUCCUCGCAGCCUACUUCUUCAGGUUCAGGAAGCAAAGGAAAGCCGUGGUCAGCAGCAACGACAAGAAGAUGCCUAACGGGAUCCUAGAAGAGCAAGAGCAGCAGAGAGUGAUGCUGCUGAGCAGGUCUCCGUCGGGUCCCAAGAAGUACUUCCCCAUCCCGGUGGAGCACUUGGAGGAGGAGAUCCGCGUGCGAUCAGCAGAUGACUGCAAACGCUUCCGUGAGGAGUUCAAUUCGUUGCCAUCUGGACACAUACAAGGGACGUUUGAUCUAGCAAAUAAAGAAGAAAACAGAGAAAAGAACAGAUAUCCCAACAUUCUUCCCAAUGACCAUUCCAGAGUGAUUUUGAGCCAAGUGGACGGAGUCCCCUGCUCUGACUACAUUAACGCGUCCUACAUAGAUGGUUACAAAGAAAAGAACAAAUUCAUAGCAGCUCAAGGCCCCAAGCAGGAGACAGUGAAUGACUUCUGGAGGAUGGUCUGGGAGCAGAAGUCAGCCACGAUCGUCAUGUUGACGAACCUGAAGGAGAGGAAGGAGGAGAAGUGCUACCAGUACUGGCCAGACCAGGGCUGCUGGACCUAUGGGAACAUCCGUGUGUGCGUGGAGGAUUGCGUGGUUCUGGUGGAUUACACUGUCCGCAAGUUCUGCAUCCAUCCGCAACUCCCCGAGAGCUGCAAAGCCCCACGGCUGAUCUCACAGCUCCACUUCACCAGCUGGCCUGACUUCGGGGUACCUUUCACCCCCAUCGGAAUGUUGAAGUUCCUGAAGAAAGUGAAGACACUAAACCCCUCACAUGCCGGGCCCAUUGUGGUCCACUGCAGCGCGGGCGUGGGACGGACAGGCACUUUCAUUGUGAUCGACGCCAUGAUGGACAUGAUACACUCAGAACAGAAGGUGGAUGUCUUUGAGUUUGUGUCUAGAAUCCGCAAUCAGCGCCCUCAGAUGGUCCAGACAGAUGUACAAUAUACAUUCAUCUACCAAGCCUUACUGGAAUACUACCUCUAUGGGGACACUGAGCUGGACGUGUCCUCCCUGGAGAGGCACCUGCAGACGCUACAUAGCACAGCCACCCAUUUUGACAAGAUCGGACUGGAGGAAGAGUUUAGGAAACUGACCAACGUGCGAAUCAUGAAGGAGAACAUGAGGACAGGCAACCUGCCAGCCAACAUGAAGAAGGCCCGUGUCAUCCAGAUCAUCCCAUAUGACUUCAACCGGGUGAUCCUCUCCAUGAAAAGAGGACAGGAGUAUACAGACUAUAUCAACGCGUCCUUCAUAGACGGCUACAGGCAGAAGGACUACUUCAUGGCCACACAGGGGCCCCUGGCUCACACAGUCGAGGACUUCUGGAGGAUGGUGUGGGAGUGGAAGUCACACACAAUCGUCAUGCUGACUGAGGUGCAGGAGAGGGAGCAGGAUAAAUGCUAUCAGUAUUGGCCAACGGAGGGCUCGGUGACACAUGGCGAUAUAACUAUAGAAAUAAAGAGUGACACCCUGUCUGAAGCCAUCAGCAUACGGGACUUCCUGGUUACUUUUAAACAGCCCCUGGCUCGCCAGGAAGAGCAGGUCCGCAUGGUGAGACAGUUCCAUUUCCAUGGCUGGCCUGAGGUUGGAAUCCCAGCUGAGGGCAAAGGCAUGAUCGACCUCAUCGCAGCCGUGCAGAAGCAGCAGCAGCAGACAGGCAACCACCCCAUCACCGUGCACUGCAGUGCCGGAGCAGGGCGGACAGGUACGUUCAUAGCACUCAGCAACAUUUUGGAGCGAGUGAAAGCCGAGGGACUCCUCGAUGUGUUUCAAGCUGUGAAGAGCUUAAGACUUCAGAGACCACACAUGGUGCAAACCCUGGAGCAAUAUGAAUUCUGCUACAAAGUGGUACAAGAUUUUAUUGAUAUAUUUUCUGAUUAUGCUAAUUUCAAAUGAAGAUUCCUGCCUUAAAAUAGUUUUUAAUUUAAUGGUCAGUAUAUUUUGUAAAAAGAAAUAAUGUUAAUUUAUUUCCUAGUGGACAUUAAUAUCCUUCCUAAUUCCUUUGUAUAUAUUUUGUUAUGUUCUAAAGGCUAUCUGCUGUAAGGUUAUUAUUAAGUCUUAAAUGUCCUUUUUAAAAAUGGGAAUAAUUGUUAAGGUCAAAUAUACUAUCUGGGAAGAUAUAUAUUUCUGCUAAUAUCAGUCAAUAUCUUAAUUCUGUAAGAUUCACAUCAUGCGAUGUCACAUGUCAUGCAUCUGUAAAUGUAGCUCUUAAUAUGUCAAAUGUGUUUGUGAAAGACACUAAACAUGAAGCCCCUUGUGGAGGAAACUGUUAAGGACUCAGAAUCAGGACACAUUUACUCUCCCUGACAGCUGUUGCAACCAUCCAGGGCAUCAGGGCGUGACAAACAGUACAGAUGUGGGCUUUGGGAAAGUCCAAGGUCUCUCCAGGGCAUCGGGGUGUGACAAACAGUACAGAUGGGGGCAUUGGGACAGUUCUAGGUCUCAGUCCUGUGGCUGAUGUUUACAUUUGAAAGAUCAGAGGAGGAGCCGGCUAUGGCAGUGUGUACCUGUGUCUCUAGCACUUGAGGGGCCGAAGCAUGAGGACUGCCUUCAGGCCCAGGCUAACCUGGACUCUGUCUCAAAAACAUACAUUAAAAAUAAAAUUCAGAUCUUGCAACCUACAUCUGAGUCUCAGACCCACAAGGGUAGAUGGUGGCUUCCCAGUGAAUUUUUACAGCCAUUUAUUUAUGAAAGGCUGUGUCUCUGCCACUGGAGACUCAAUGAGAAGAGAUGCUGGUCCCAGGACAUCCCGUCUCACAGGCUUGCAGUAUCCCUACACUAGCCCUCAGAGCUGUGUUCCUGAGCAACCAUUUGUCCAUUUGCCUGCGAGUCUGGCUUAGAAUCCAGCCAAGUUCAUUCCCAGUGUCCCUUCCACUGGCCCAGCUGCCUGUGCUGACAUUAACUGAGCCCACAGGCUCAAUGCAAAACUUCUUCCUUUCCUUCCUCAUUAAAAUGAAGUGUUUUACACACACACACACACACACACACACACACACACACACACACACAGAAACAGUAGGAUGACCACAAGCAAGUGUACUGUAAACUUCCUGACAGGCAUUUUGGUAUAUCAGAUUUUCUUUGUAAAAAGUUAAGAUGCUUUGUAAGAAAAGAAAUCUUAAAGUCUAGAUUUGUACAGUUUUUUAAACAUCCCACUCUUUGGUGUUCAAGAGAGAGAGAAUCCUAAUUUGAAGUCUAACUUACCUUUGGAUGGAAAUGCUGCUGAGGCCUCUGAACCCAAGUGGCCGUGAUGGGCACCCUGCCAGAGAGAAGUAGGUUAGGGGAAGGAAUGGGGGGGAGAAGGGUGAAUGUGGAAACACAGACUUCAAGAUGAUCUUCCUAUGGCAUUUAGGUGCCCAGCAAAUGAGCACAAUGUAAAAACAACAACAAAAAAGACAUCUGGUCUAACUCACCGAAGGCUUUGAACAUAUGCAGUUUGGAUACUUUUUAAAAGCGAUAUGAAAAUAUUAAGGUCUUAUUUGCCAUCUCCAUGGAGGACCGAUCAUGCCUGCCUAUUGCACUGCUUGUACUUGUUUGUGUAUAGUGUGUAUGGGGACAACCCCAGAAUCGGCCACCGCCUCCUACAGGUGAACAAGUCCCCAAGCUUCCCACAGCUCUCAGUUCCAUCCAGAGGCACUAGCUGGUGCCCAGCAGACAGGGUGAAACAGACAGUGGCUUCUGUCAUCGCCACCAGUUGCACCCAGGACUGGCCCUGGAUGGAGCAGGUCCUGCCCUUCUCUGUGCAGCAGUGAAGCACAGGCAGAAAAUGGAAGGGGGGGGG